This is a messenger RNA of Xiphophorus hellerii (green swordtail), 6952 nucleotides long. RefSeq names its product high mobility group protein HMGI-C. Bases 551 to 895 code for a protein of 114 amino acids. Gene Ontology annotation, molecular function: transcription coregulator activity; DNA binding. Gene Ontology annotation, biological process: regulation of DNA-templated transcription. The record is from RefSeq and is a predicted model, not a curated record. NCBI's taxonomy places the organism in Eukaryota, Metazoa, Chordata, Actinopteri, Cyprinodontiformes, Poeciliidae. The transcript has 6 exons. Gene Ontology annotation, cellular component: chromatin; nucleus.
UCCCAGCCUCCCCCACUUCUUCUUUUUCUGUUUUUUCCUUGUGAACCCCGGAACCAGACCCUCUAGUCUGGUAAUACCCCUGUCUUCUUUCCCCCUCUCAAGUGGGUGGUCCGGUGGAGCAGCCCUUGGGGCGGGGUCCUCUGUUUUCAACCCUCCUACCCCCGUUCUUUCUUGAAACAUGCUUUAAUAGAGAAAGUAUGCAAUGCAUACUGCUCUGGUGCAACCCCCCACUAUACUGCAUCUGGGGUAUUCGUGACUGGACGUCUGGGGGAUCACACACAUUUCCGAUUAGGAAGGAGCGAGAGAGAGAGAGGGAGGGAGUGAGUGAGGGAGAGAGAGAGAAACAGAGAGAGAGGGGGGGAGAGAUUACCAUUUCAAUCCAGCUAAUGAGACAGGCGAUACAUUAAGAUUUUCAUAGUUGUGCAGGAGCACAAAGUGAGCGGAGUGUGUGUGAACUUCCAGGUAAAGCUGCAAACCGACCUAAGCCCCAGAGGCCUCUGCUCCAGGCUUUGAUGCCAACACCCUCUAAAGCAGGUGGACAGACGCAGGAAUGAGCGACCGUGGGACCAAAGAGCCAUCUCCUCAGUCGAGCACAGCCCAGUCGCCUGAUGAGCCCCAGCGCAGGGGUCGGGGUCGACCUCGGAAACAGCAGCAGGAGCCCGUUGGACCACCGACCCCAAAGAGGCCGAGAGGACGACCAAAAGGCAGCAAGAGCAAAGGCCCCAGAACUGCACUGAAGAAAGUAGAGCCUGUUGGGCAGAGGCGACCACGAGGGCGACCGAGAAAAUGGCCCCGGAAAGUUGUUCCAGAAGUGACUGAAGAGCAGCAGGGCCCUUCGGAGGAGGCCGAGGAGGGCCACUCAUCUCAGGUGCCUGCUCAGGAGGAAUCGGAGUAGAUGGGAUCCUUCUCUACCUACCUCAGUGUUUGGCCUCAAGCAAACAGGGGUACAAUCUGACUCCCUAUCUGUGAUGGGAAAUCAGGAACACACACACUUACACACACUCACACCCAAAAACGAAAAUCCUCACAGACAGCAGUUUCCUCUCCUGAUCUAAACAGCACCAUGGAUUUGUUGUUGCUUUGAGUAUCUGAUCGUUUGAGCCUUUGUAAAGGCAUGGUUCCAGCUUUUGGGAAAAGUAUUUGCAGAGUUGCUGAAUAUUAAGAAAAUUUGUAUUUUAUAUAUAGACAGGAGGCAAAAAAUAAAAUAAAAACGUACGCUUCCUGUCUUGUGACAACAUGAAUGUGCCUUUUAAAAAACAGCAAAGUGAUAUAGCACAGGUUCUCCAACAUACAGCACCCUCCAUAGUUAUUGGUAAAAGAAAUUCAACAGCUUAACAUUAAAGUAAAAAACAACAACAACCCUUUCAACCCUCCUCACUGUGUGGUGACAAGAUACACUUGGCUUAGCGUCCAGCCUUAUUUGUCACAACUCCAGUGCUUUAAAACAUUCAAAAUUUUAUUUUGGAACUAAGUAUUUCAGCUAUUUUCUUGCUUCUACGUCCAUUUACAAUUAUCAACAUACCUUAAUUGAUUAACAUGUUCUCUUGUUUUUAUGUUUUGAAUGGAUGGCUAAAAGAAUUGGGCCUCUUUAAUGAAAUACUAUAAAUAAGUAAUGAACAUUCAGCUUAAAAAGUAAAUCAUUCAAUAAAAUUCUAUUUCAUAAUUAGUACUUCCUGAGGGUUAUUUUAUUAAAAACAAUUAUUUUCUACCAUAAGAUAUAUUUUUUCCAGACUAAAUAAAUAUAGUCAAAUUAAAAGUUGUAUUUUUCUAAAUUGUUUGAGGUUAUGAGAUUAUGCUUCUGCAAUAAAAGAUAGAGUUUAAUUAUUUAUAAAGAUGGAGGGCAGUGUGUAUAUAACUAGAGAUGCACUAAUUAAUCAAUCAGAGAUCAGAAUCAGCCAAUUUUCCUUUAAUCGGCUCUGAUCAGAUCAGAAGGCCUCAUGAGAUUUAUUUUAUUUGCUAUUCAGUCCUUUAGGUUUGACGCUUAAUGCUUUAAUGGAUGAUUCCUUCAUUCUUUGUUGGAUUCAAAGCUGCAGCCUGUUUUAAACAAAACUGCUACGCAUUUCUAUUUCUUUUAUUUCUUAUAUUCUUUAGUAAAAAAAACAAUGCAAUAGGUCAAAAAGCAAAGAAAACCGUAUUAAUCGGUAUCAGGAAAAGCCAGAUAUGUGGAUCUCUGAAUAUGAGUUCUAUGUAAAAUUUCUAAUAAAUGUUUAAGUUCCUCCUGUGCCUUCUAGCUCUAUAUCAGGCUAUCAGCUCAAAGAUAUGGAAUAAUUAGUGGUUUAAUACCCCACUAACUAAAUGCACCCAAUUUAACCUUUAUGUCUUACAUGUAAAAGAGAAUUAAAAUAAAUUUAAUCAUCUGGAUUGCAAAUUUUUAAACCCAUCUAAUGUAAUCUUUUCUCUUGCAUUUUUUAAGACCUGAAAGAAUGCUUCUCCCUUAAAGUGGAACUAUUCCUUUAUUUUGCCAGCUGUCCUGAGCGUCUCUGUGAGAUUUUUUGCAUGUGUGGGAACGCAUGUCUGUAUGUUUUGUGCUUGAAUGGUGAGAGAGACGCAGAGAAAGACAAAAAGAAAGAGGCAGAAUUUUUUAAAAAAGGACAAAAGGAACCAAACUGAACCGGGUUUCAGCACAUUUUCUGUCAGCUGUUUUAAACUUGAUAUUUUCAAACCAAUGUGACAACAUAAUCAUGGCAAGCUGAAUUCAUUUUUGUGAAAGCUGGUGUGAUUUCAAAUUGAAAUAUCCAUUUUCAGAGAUUAUUUCCUAACCUCUGCUGAGUAAAUCCUUCCAAGCAGAAAGUGACUGAUUUAAAUCCAAAGGUUGAAAUGGAUAUUUCAUUUUGGAACAAAAAAGAAAUAGCUAAAACAAAACCUUCAGAAAUACUUGAGUCAACCGCAGUGUUGAGGUGUCAUUUUUACCACUCUCAGGAUUUCACUUUUUUAACAGUGCUCUUACGUCAUUUAUGAAAACCUCAGGUACAUAUCUAUUCAGGAACAUGAUAUCUACUCAGUAAUAAUUGUGGUGCUGUGUUUGUUGUGCGAUUCUGAUCUGUAUUUGACAUUACCAGUAUGCCUUGACUCAAAGACCUCAUGUAAAAACCUCAGUCAGCCUCAGCUUCUUGAUCUCUCAUUCUACCUCAGCGACACAAAAACACAGAAGAUCCUCCUGCAAAGUUAUCCUUCACUCCCUCAGAAGUGAUACUGUAUACGCAAAAAACACACACACACAACCACAGGCAUGUGUACCAAUGCAAAUCAACAAGUUUCAGGGCUAAAUGCCAACAAACCAACAAAUACACACAAGUAACAAAAGGAUGUUACACUCCAGCGGAGGUGUACAGAUAAAGUAUCAAUAUCAUUUCAGAAAAAUAACUGUAUCUGAUAAAAUAAAAAAAAAUAAAAAAACUGAAGCGAGACUCUGAUCUCCUGGGAAUUAAAGUGCAGCCAAUAGUUUACAACAACUUGAUGAAAUACUUGCCUUUUAGAGUGUAGUACCUUAUGAAAACCUGUAUUUUUUUAUUUUGAUUUUUUUUGUGGGAUGGGGAGGGGAUUGUUAUUCUUUUUCUUAUUUUACUACAUCAUGUAUUUUUUCCUCUGAUUCUUACACUGUAAAAUGUAUGUGUGACACUUAAUUCUUGGCAGCAAAAUAGCCGCAACGUGCUGAAAUACAUUAGAUGAACCUCAAUGUUUGCAUGUACUUGACCCAAUUGUGCUACAAUAACACGACAGGAUUGUACUCAACUGAUAGUGUGUUUUAUUGCUUAUGAGUUCAUUUUUUUUACUACUUCAAGGUGAAAAAGGUUGGGCCUUAUAGAGUUUUUUGCUUUAAAGGAUAAUAUUUGCUUCUGAACAUACAGUGCCUUGCAAAACUCUUCAUAACCUUUUAAACUUAUUCAUACUUUGUCAAGUUUCAGUGUGUUUUAUUUGGACUUUAUGUUUUUGACCAACACAGUGAAGAAAUUAGAAGAUGAAGAAUCACUUUUUACUGCGAUUACUGGUGCAGGCUUUUAAAGUAUGUUUUUUGCCAGCUUUGCAUGUUUUCUUUACCAUUUAGUUCAAGAGAGAACUUCUCAAGGGAGAGCUUCUCUGAACUUCGGUUUUGUACUUUUGCCACAUCGCUCUCUGGAUCUCUGCAGCUCCUGCUUUCCUCGCCCCGCAUGGCGGUUUAGGCCAUGUUUUGGUAGAUUUGAAGUUGUGCCAUACUCUAUUUACAGAUUAUGAACUGAACUGAUCUCUGUGAGAAGUUUAAAGCUUGGGGUGUUGUUUAAUAACUUUACAGCUUUACGCUUCUCCACAACUUUAUUCCUGCAGUAUUCCUUGGCAUAAUCCCUUGGUUUAGGUGGCUUCUCAAUGCAGUUGGUUACAUCAGAUUAUUAGGGUUUAAAUACAGAUUUGUAUUUUAAAUACAUUUUAAAACAUGUAUCCGUCCAGUUUAUACGUGUGCAUCGCCUCCUGUUGGUCUACUGCAUAAAAAGGCCAGUAAAAUACAUUACCGUUUCUGGUUGUAAUAUAACAAAAAUGUCUAAAAAGUUUAAUAAGUUUCAAUAUUUUUGCAAGCCACUGUAUUUAAGCUUCAGUUAAGCACAGAGGAUUUUAUUAGUUGGGCAUAAAACACUCAUUCGUUUUCACUGAAAUGAUUCAAUGAAACCCCUUAACUAAGAGGUUUGCUGCUUUUUCCGGGUAAUAUGUUUUGUUUCUGUUUACUUUCAUGUUCACAAUAAAUAAAAUACAACUUUUUUUAACGGUGUGUUCAGUGCUGGCAGAAAUCCCAAGACAUGAACUAUAGACCUGCAUGUUUCCUGCAGGUGCGUUGAUAAUUUUUAGAUCUUAUAUUGGUGAAGUUAGAAGAAGAAUAAAGAAAAUAUAUAGUUAUAAAAUUAGGCUGAUAAUUACAGGAAAUAUCCCUGUAGACAAAAAAAAUGGUUGCUUCUUCAUUAAUAAGUCAACUUAAGAGCAAAAAUCUCAGUCAUAAAUGCAUGUUUGUACCCUGGUCAAAGCUGAAAAUAUGACAUUUUUAGUUAUUAUUGGGCAGAAAAAUCAUUGAUAAUGUCACUUUAUUUAAGUAUUUGAUCUGGUUUUUACAAUAAAUCAUCAAGGUAUAGCGUUUAAUUACAGAGUUUUCUUGGUGUUCACAGUGCCAGGUUUCAUUACCAGCCUCGUCUGGUUUAAGGUUACAUGUUGAUCAGCUCUAGGUGUGAGCAGAAACACUCACAACAUGUUGAUCUAGUCGUUAAGUCUCUUUGUUGCCCUCCAUGACAGACUAAAUGCUCCUUCAGCUAUGAGUGCCUCCAAAUACCAAGUGGUCACUAUAGAUUACUACCACUGUUAAUUAUCAUCAGAUCAUCCUAAACAUACUGUAAGGAGAAGGUUCUGAUAUUUAAGGGGGAUUCUAUUUGGUAUUUAUUAUCAGUCAGAGUCGCACCUGUUGCAGACUGUCUGAACUACUUGAGUUUGUAAAAGAAGAGAUUAGAAAGAAGAGCUAAGAACUUGUGAAUUUAGUUACUUGCCUGUUUUUCUGAAUUCAUGCGAAAUGUGUUAAAAUAGGUCAGCAAAUCAGAGUCAAUACCCAAAGCAAAAUGUGUAAGAAAAUGUUGUAACCAGUCCUUCAGAGCUGCUGGUUUUCUACCUUCUUGAGAUGUCCUCUUGGUUGAACACACUUGAUUUAAAUGAAAGGGUCAUGCUUUUAUUUUGAAGUGUUUGAUGACAGACUGAGGAAAUAAUGAACUGUCAUCAGGUGGGUUGGAGCAGGAACCCAUUUACAAAAUGUAGUCCCUUUUGCUAAGUUAGUUCUAGUAAAAGCAUAAUUUGAACCAAAUAAUAAUUUUCAACAUGUAGUCACUAAUUACUAGAUUAAAUUAACACUAUUUGUAACGUUAUCUUUAAGAAACUCUGAGCUACUAGUGUUUGCAACCUCACAUCUGAUAAAAAGUGUCUGAGUUUUUAGUUAGCAGUUGUCUGACAUCUGAAAUCUUCAGACAGCUCUCUUCUAAAGAUAAAAUACUGAUUGCUGAUAAGUAAUCCACAGAACCCUACCUUAGAAUUGCUUCAACAGCGGAUAACAAACCUCCAAAAAGUAGUUAAUCUAAAAGUAGUUAAUCCAAAAUAUCUGGACACCUUUUCUUGCUGGGAUUUCUGUUCUUACGCUGACAUAUUGAAGUAUUCCUUAUAAAAUGAGAAUUAUUACAGAUUAAUUUUUUAUAAAAUCUCUUUAAAAAUGCAUCAAACAUGUCCCUCUUGCAUUGCUUAUUACUUGAAAAUCACCCAUUUACUUUAUAUUCAAACACUUUUUUUUAUGUUUUUACUGAUACAUCAUUUAUUUUAUGUAUUUCAGCAUCGUUGCCUAAGCUGCUGCCACAUUACCGAUUUAUUCAAUGUUGCAUUGACUUUACUUAUUUAGCCCUCCUGGACUACCUCUGAAGAGAACCAAGCCUGGGCCAUUUUUUAGGGACACUUGCGGCCUUUUAAGGCCAGAAGUGUCCAUCAGCCCUGCAGGCAGAGUGGAUCAUAAAAUCUUGAAAUAACUUUUGAAUACUGCAGUAGUCCACACACACACACAUCUCAUCUCACUAUAUUGAUAUGACCAGAAGUGAAUGAGUCAUCCCUGAAAGGUGCCUCUUAAUUUAACUCCAGCUAAGUCAGUGUGUUAUUUUACACGAGCUGUGUUUGGAUAUUUACUCUUUCUGUAAGGGGACAAUGUUGUUUUGUGAUCUUACUGCUAGUGAUAUAGUAACAUACAGUACUUGAUCUAGUUUCAACUAUUGAAAAGUUGAACUGUAACUUGAGAAAUCAUCUUUAAUGCCUUACCUUUAACACAAUGUAAUAGUUAUGUUAUUGAUAUGUCCUCAUCCACUUCUUUAAUACAACUCACAAACCUGUGAUAUAUAUUUUGUUAUGAUUCUUUACGUUGUGAUUUGUGUUACCUUGCUUCUAUAUCGCUUAUCAAUAAAAAUAUCACACUCUU